Molecule: messenger RNA, 6309 nt
Organism: Microcebus murinus (gray mouse lemur)
Lineage: Eukaryota; Metazoa; Chordata; Mammalia; Primates; Cheirogaleidae
Gene: ITPRIPL2
Product: ITPRIP like 2
Source: RefSeq, a predicted model, not a curated record
GCCGGGCCGGGGGCGCCGCCGGGGCUCGCGCCCUGCGCUGCUCGGCCGCCGCGGGCCCGGGCGCCCGGCAUGUCGGUGCACUACACGCUCAACCUGCGCGUCUUCUGGCCCCUGGUGACCGGCCUGUGCACCGCCCUCGUGUGCCUCUACCACGUCCUGCGCGGGAGCGGGGGCGCCCGGGCCGAGGCCCCCGACGGCGCGGACGGCGGCUUCCCGCUGCUCAAAGCGGCUGCCCUGCUCCUCCUCGGCUACGUCCUCCUGCGCUGUCGCCACGCCGUCCGGCAGCGCUUUCUGCCCACGUCUCCCCGUCUGGGGGGCCACUCCGCCUGCGCCCCACGACCCUUGCAAGAGCCGGGCCUCAGCAUCUUGCUGGAGAGUUACUACGAGCACGAGGUGCGCCUGUCCCCGCACGUGCUGGGCCACAGCAAGGCGCACGUGAGCCGGAUCGUGGGCGAGCUGGUGCGGGCUGGCCGCGCCCGGGGGUCCCCAGGCCCCAUCCCAGGGGGAGCACUGGCCUUGGCCUUCCGCGGAGACUUCAUCCAGGUGGGCAGCGCCUAUGAGCAGCAUAAAAUCCGCCGGCCCGACGGCUUUGACGUGCUGGUGCCGCUGCGCCUUCCGCCACUGGUGGCGCUGGAGCCGCGGAGCCUGGGCACCGAGCCAGCGCUGGCCCCCGCGUUCAGCGGCUGCUUCGUUUGCGCCCUCAAGGCGCCACCCUCGCCAUCGCCGUCGGGGGCCUCAGGGGGCCACUGGCUUAGGGAGUGCAAACCCUUCGCUGAUGGCUUCUGCGUGGAUGUGCGCGGGCGGCGCCACCUCUCUGCCACUCUGGUGCUGCGCUGGUUCCAGUCGCACCUGCAGCGCUCCCUGGCCACCGUGCGCUACAGCCUGGAGGGGCGCUGUCGGGUCAGCCUGACCCCAGGCGGCCUCGAGCAGCCCCCCACUCUACACAUCCUGCCCUGCCGCACGGACUACGGCUGCUGCCGCCUUUCCAUGGCGGUGCGUCUCAUCCCUGCCGUCCAUCUGGGAGACGGGGUCUUCCUCGUGGCACCAGCACCGCAGCCCUUGCCCAUUGGGCCCCUGUCGGAGUUCCCGGAGGGCCUGCGCACAGAGGCACUGUGGGGUGUGAACACAGCGCGCCAGGAGCAGAAGCUACUCAGCUGGCUGCAGGAACGGGCGCCUCCGGGUGCCUGCUACCUCAAGUGCUUGCAGUUGCUUAAGGCUCUGCGAGACCUGGGCGCCCGUGGGCUGGAUCCAGCGGCUGCCACCCAGUGGGGACGCAUCCUGUCCUCAUACGUGCUCAAGACAGUGCUGCUGGCGGUGCUGCUGCGCAAGGGGUCCGCUGCACAGGGCUGGGAUGAGGCACACCUAGGCGAGUGCUUGGAGGAGUUGGUGCAGUUCCUCAGGGACUGCCUGUUGCGACGUCAUACGCUCUUCCACUGCGUCCUGGGCCCUGGUGGGGCUGUCGCUGAGGUGGGCCCCCUGCCCAAGGUGCUGCGUGAAGCCACCCCAGUGGACCUCCUGGCCGCUUUCGACGGGCACUCCCGGCAACUGGCAGCAGCGCGGUUGCUGUCCACGUGGCGGAGGCUACCCCAGCUUCUCCGGGCCUAUGGGGGUCCCCGCUACCUUGCCAGGUGCCCUCCACCCCGGAGUCAGCGCACCCAGGGGUUCCCUGAAGGGGAACCAUAAACCCUGCAGCACCCCCACCUGGCCAAAUGCUCCUAAAUCCUCUCCCACCGAGUGGGGGUGGGCAUGGCAAUGAAGCCAGUUAAGUGCAAGGUUGCAGAAGGCAUUAGAAAAUUUGGAAGAUGCCACAAGCUUUGGUAGCUUAAAUGUCACCCCCAUCUGACAAUCCUGUAUACUUAUUGCAUCUUCUUCACACCCACUCGUGUGUCGUGGGCAAGCUAUGGAAAACUGUGGAAAGGCUCUGGGCAAGCUAUGCAACCGCAGCCUCUAAGAGUUGGUCCAAAUGUUGGUUUGUGUGGAAUGAUUCUGUAGAAGGAUCUAGCUUUUAGGCAAGUCCAGUGGAGGAAGCGAAAACUAGCCACAGGGAAAGUUCCUUCUCUCAGUUUUUAGGCACAGAUCUCUCUGCCCAAAAACUUUUUUAAAAUGAAUGUUUUUGACGUAACUACUUGCAAGGUACUUGGUUCCAGGUUGUCUUAAAAAAAACAAAACCUGAAUUGUUAUCCUUUAUCCACAAUUGGAAUUAAAGUUCUAUUCUAGGGGUUAAUGUUCUCAGGAACAUCAUUUCGACUAUUCAAAUUAAUAUUAAUGUAUUUUUCAAAUGGUGCAAUCACAGGUGUUUGACAGGAUUGUCAAAAAUUAAGUCACACGCGUCAAGAGGCAAUCAAGAGUCGGCUAGAGACACUCCCAGAGCAAAUAGCACUUUAUUUUGAUCCAUUCUCUCCUUUUGUGGUAAUUGCUAGCACCAAAUGUUGCAUCUGAAAGGGAAGCCAGUUACAUUUAUUAUUAAGAAAUGUGCAGCCUUGAGAAACAGCCAGCAUGCUUGCUUAACAUCCCUGCAGGCAGAAGCUAGGCUGUAUACCAGUCAGUCAACACCAGUUCAUUGAGCGCCUACUGUGUGUGAGCCAGGCACAGUGCAAAGUAGCCAUGAAACACAUGCUCAAGACAGCACUGGGUCAGGGCGUAAAACAUGUUGGGUCUGGAGAAAGAUGUGUUUUAGGCUUUGCCUAUAAAGGUGUUUCUCCAGGGCUUCCUGCCGGGCUAGAAGCAGAAACCUUUUUUGUUGUAAGGCUUUUUAGCAAACUCCUUUGCAAAGAGGUUUCUUUCUGAGCAUAAUGAGCUGAUAAUGGAAAGGAAAUGCCUGCUGCAGUGCCUAGCCUGUAGUUAGCUGCUCUCAGUCAAUGCUAGGGAUGAUUUGUGUUUGGAAGGUUCUUCUCCUUGCCCAGGGGGCCUUCUGUGGUCCCAUGAGGCUAACUUUGAGCUGUUGACUCAGCACAGGUCUUAAGAAACAUUUCACUUACAGUUCAGUGUCUUGGGCUUUGUGCUUGAAGAUAGUCACUCUGGUCAGUGGGCAGAGGGGGCAGUCCCUGCUGGCAGUCUGCUCUUUUUUCUCUUUGCAUAAAUAUCAUUGAGUUGGGUAUAUUUUGUAGUGGCAGGAGUCCAUUCUGGAAUCAUUCCUGUCCUCCCAAAUUUCUAACGGCCCUCAACUGCAGUUCAGAAUGGUCCAUGAUCUGCUUGCCUGAUUGGAAAUGCAGCCAGUCCCAGUGUUACUGGAAUUUUUAAAAAACAAAAAAACAAAACAAAGACGUGUACUUCCUUAGACUCAUAAUAGUAUAACUUGGAAGACAGAAAUAGCUAUGUGAAUAGGACCAUUGUUUAAUUUCUGAGCUGCCUUGAGGGAUCGCUAUAAACCUUUCUUUGGGGGGACUCAUUGGGUCACUGUGGGAAAUCAUUGUGAAUAAAUGAUUUACAGGGAAUUCUUCUCAUCAGAGCUGCAUAGGCUUCUUAUAUGUAUCCUUUGCAACCUUGGCCUGAAAGAGAAACAGCUGCAAAUGUGCUGUUUCUUUGAGGUCAUCUUGGGGAUGACGGUUCCCCACAAAGGUCAUUCCUAGCUUUAGAGGUCAGUGUUAGGUCAUAAGGUACUGCGCUGAGCUAACGGAUCAGUCCAGCAACUUCCCGCGUAGAAACUGCACACUAUUUUUUUAAAUUAGUUUUUAAAAUAAAUGCCAAGAAUAGAUUUUUUAUGUAUACAUAUAUAUUUUUUUCCAUACUUAGCCACAAUUUCCCCUGUACUCAUAGGAGUGGGGGACAGUGAGGCUAUUGGAAGGAUUAUAAAGCUUUAAAGCUGAGUUUUCCAAAUAUUUCUAGCUGAGUCAAUGGUUUCCUUUUUUAAAAAAUAGUAUUUUGAAGUAUAAGUCUGGUAACAUACUGUUCUUGUAGUUUUCUUGUUUGUUUGUUCGUUUGUUUUUUUAGGUUAAUUACCCAAAGCCUCUUCCAUCCUCAAGGUUUUUAAAUUUUAUUUUUUUAAAUUAAUGGGGCAUUGUAUUUGUGAAUUUUUAAAAAUAUUGAUGUUUUAUUUAAAUGCCAUGCUGAGCAAUUGUUCUCUGUACAUGGUAACCAAAACUUGGAGAUUUCGAUCAAUUUUGAUCAAUGUUUAGUAAACCAAAACCUGUACUGUGUACAUAGGAAAUAAUAUGGCGCAUCAGCCAGGGGUGAUGGUUGCCCAGGGCACUUGACUGAAGCUCAGUUCUGCAUUUUAUUUGGGCUCCGUCGUGUCCUCUCAUGGGAAAUGUGCACACUUUUGGUGUAUGCCUGGUACUGGAGACUCAUGCGUGCACAUAUUCUCAUACAAGCGGACACAGCAGCCACGCCGGUUGCCUGGCCAGUGCCCGAAGGAAAUGUUUUUGGGGAAAGUGAUUCAGCCGUCGUGUGGCGAGACACCCUUCAGUAACGCCCACUGGCCAGUCUUGGGAGCCUUCCUGGAAUGCUCGUGGGCCGAGAGAUGUUUUUUGCAAAUUGAAACUGAAGCUGAAAGAAGGGAGAAUUCGAGUGACCCGUGAACUGAAAGAAAUCAGAAGAUUUCAGGAAGGAGGACUUAAGAUGGAAGUGAAAGGGAGGGGAGAGGGGAAACGAGGUGGAAAUCCCAUGAGGGUGCAAGAGGUUUGGGUUAGGUUUGGAGACGCCUAUGUAGGUGUGUGCUAUUUCCAGCCAGGGGUCGCAAACUCAGCAGGCUGCAACACAGGGGAGGCAAAUGGGGGAAGAGGGGGGAGGAGGGAACUGUGCCCACCUUAAAAGGGGCAGCUGUUACAUCAGCUCCAUGCAGAAAAAUGGGGGUGGGGAGAGGCUGGAAAUCAGGAUUUUUUUUUUUUUUUGAAAAGUGAAACUUGCUGAAUUUUAAAUAAGUUUAAGAUGUCUAAAAACACCAUGUGGUCAAGCCUGGGCCCGUUUGCGACCCCUGCCUUAUGCAGUUUGCAACCCCACGUAUGUAUAAGGUUCUAUUUUUUGUUAAGGAUAUUGUGGUGAAAUGUAUAGUUGGGAAUGUGGUAUUUCACCUCAUCUUUCUUUCUCAGAGCUAAGUUUUAUUGUAGAAACAAACCAAAAAAAAAAAAAAAAUUUAACUCGGCCACAGAUAACACCUAACUCACAAUUCCCAGAAGGGCCCUAGAUCCUGGAGCCCUUCUUUUUGAGUCAGAUCCUGCAUCUAGCCCCUUGGGGCCAGUUCUUGGCAUUGCCUUCCGGGUGAUUCGGGGUAAAUUUCUUGGCUCUGUCGGAGUUUGCAGAUGAGUAAUCUGGAAGGAUUGCCAAAUAACUCGUUUCUUUGUAAUUUAUUCUUAUAUUAAAAUUACUUUUUUCAGGAGUGGUAUCCUAGCCCGUGCCUUUACAACGAUGAUUGGGGGCUGUGAAUGCCAGAAACAGGGCUGGGGUUCUGAAUGGGGGCAGGCUUCUUGGGCUUGUGCCAUUCCCACUGUCAGAAACACCGUUCGGAUCGGACUUCGUUCCUGAACGUCUCUAUCCUUUUCUGACUUGGAGGCUCCCACCAAAAUUGACAUCCUGUCUCUAUGAAGGAAUUAACCUAAAGUGCUUCCAAAGCAUCUCAUUUAACCUCCUGGAGGAAGUCACUUUUUUCUGUCACAUGUGGCUUUUGACCUACUCACAUGAAGGAACAUGGUUACCUCCCUCUCCAGGGGUGGAGAAAAUGAACCUCGUUGACAUUUCCAGAGUCCCUCAAGAGGGAAACAAGUUCGGUGUUAUCAUCGUGGUGUUUGUUAGUUUUUUUUUUUUUUAAUCGCUUGUCUGUUACUUAGACACAGCUGUUUAUUUUUUCAUGCCUACUUAGCACCCGAUUAGUUGGCGAUAAAGCACGUAUAAAUAAGGUGGUUGAAAGUGAACCUACGAUCAUGUCCACAGAGAGACGAGACUAAAAUAUGCAGCUAAAUUAUAUAUACUGUAACCUGGUUUUUGAAGUCCAAUAUUCAGGAAUAUUUUCAGCAACUUCUGCAAAAAAAGUGCCUUAAUUCAAUUGCCUGACUUAAAACAUUCCUCCUAUUAUAUUGUUAUUUUUAAUGUGUCUUUUGACCCCAAACUGUGUAUUAGGAUGCAGUCUGGUGGCUGCAGCCCUAGCAUGAGUUUUGUUCCAAUGACAGAGACCAAAGAGUUAAUCAUAUAUGGUUCAGCUGCUACAAGUGUGUGAUUACAAGGCAUUUGAGUCACACCAGAUUGCCAUGGCCCAGUCAAGGCCUGCUAUGCGUUUUCUAUUUCAGGUUGGAGUAAAUUUGCACUUUUAAUCACAUGGGUCAUUUGGGGACCUUGUUCUUUUAUAUUUUGCUUUAUGAAUAAAGGAACUUGUAGAAA